Messenger RNA from Rotaria socialis, 978 nucleotides. The record is from the annotation of a GenBank genome assembly. Lineage: Eukaryota; Metazoa; Rotifera; Eurotatoria; Philodinida; Philodinidae.
AUGGGCAUAGACUGCUCAACCGUAACUCGAAUCGAAGACUUGUCCGUUGGAAUUUUAAUAGAAUUUUUUGAUUAUUUUACAGCUGCUGAAAUCUAUUUGUCAUUUUCUCAGGUGAAUAGCCGUCUCAAGGAAAUCAUUAAAUCAUUACCAUACUUAACUUUAAUGGCCAAUGAUCAUUUAGAAACAAUUAUUUCGUUUUCCCACUCGUUCACAGCAAUCCAUUUUGAUGUUCGUCAUUUAAGAGGAUACCGCUUUCGGCAGCCUUAUGUCACACAAGGUGGAAAUUGUUUACUUCAAGCUUAUCCUUCAUUAGAUUCUGAUUGGUAUCCCCUACUGAUAAAUGAGCUAGAAAAUAUAAUUUGUCCUGAUAUUUGUUCUCAGCUACGAUCACUUAUCUUGCCAGCAAGCUCAUCAAAUCUGGUUCAAUUUAUAUUUAGUGGUCAUUUUCCUCACUUGGAAAUAUGUCAUCUUGGUAGGAGUGAUCCAGUCCCUUUUUCGCUAUCGGUAAAUACUCGACUAGAAAAUCUUCAGCAAUUGGCUAUACGACAACAGUAUGGCAAUGAAUUUGAGAAAAUCUUAUCGUUAUGCCCUUCUUUAGAUUAUCUUGUCUUUUUGUGUGACGAUGUAAUACCUCAUUUGACUUUGAAAAAUGGUUGGUUUCUGUCUAUGAUAUACGUUCGACUUGGUCGUCUCCGUGAGUUUCUAUUUCACAAUGGUCAAUUCGAUUUUCUUUUUUCACUCUUUUUCAAUUUGCGAGAAUUUCAUAUUGUUGUUAAUCAAUGUCGUCAACAUCUUGAAAUAAUUGAAUUCGAAGAAGUUGCAAAUAUUAUAUGCCACCGACUUCCUUCGUUGAAAAUAUUAGAUUUACGUAUUUUUACAGUGAGUUCUAUGCGCUAUACAAAUUCUCGAUGCUGUUUCCAGAAAACUGCUCAAAUGCAUCGUCUUUUAAAUAUAUAUUUCAAUGCUAUUCACUUAUAA